ACAAAAAUUUUAAAAUGAACUGAAAAUGCCAGAAGAAGAAAGAUCUGUUCCUGUCUCUCUCCCUGAAAAUCUGAGUUGGAUGGAUCACCUUCAAGAAUUGGAUGGAGGAGUAGCUCACCAGAAUGGAUUUGCCGGAUGGGGCGGAGGAUUUUCCUCCCAUAGUUUUCCAUACUAUCCGGCAUAUCCGUCAACACACCAUUAUUUGAGAAAACCCUUUCAAUCCACCGACUCAAAUGGCGAUUCAGUUAGAGUUGCUCUCAUGGGCAAUGGAGUUGGGCAAUAUCAAAAUGAAGUUUCCAAACAUGUGAACAGAGAUGGCAACCAGGUGAACGGAGCUGGUUACAAUUGGAAUGGAGUUACUAACCACGUAAAUAAAGAUGACAACCAUAUGAACGGGAUUGGUAACCAUUUGAAUGGAGUUAACAACCAUGUGAAUGGAGAUAACAACCAUAUUGAUGGAGUCAGCAACAAUGUGAAUGGAGUUAGCAGCCAUGCAAAUGGAAAUUUAGUUUAUAAUGGAAACAUGAUCAGUCCAGAGUGUGAACAAUCUAGAAAUAAUCAUGCAAUCCAGAAUGGAAUCAUAAAUUUACAAUCUACUAACACACAACAGUCUCUAAUUGCUCAUCCUCAACCUAAUUAUCAAAUGCAACAACAGAAAGUUUCUGCUUACAACUGGACUCAAUAUAUUAGUCCAAAGAAACCUUGUGAAUCUCUAGCUAGUGAAACCAACUCUGAUGUAAAUACUCCAAGAAUAAAUUUGAAAUUAAACCGUGAUGAAAAUGGAGGAUGGCAAUUUUCACAACCCUGGACUCAAAAUGAGAACAAGUACAAAACUGAAAACAGUUUGAAUAUCCCCCUAAGUCCAGGAGCUGGUCCUAUAAAAUAUGAAAUUAAUCCGCUUAAAAGACAACAUGAUUCUUACAAUUGGAGCCCAGAUAUUAAACCUAAAAUUGAACCAGAAGUAAAAUCCGAAUUUAAACCAUUGAAAGCUAAUCCAGAAUCUGUGAAAACAAAUCCCAAGGAUUCUCCACGGAAGGUUUUGAAGUGUCGGCUAGACGCAGAUAAGUUGGGAGAUAUGAGAAAAUCUAUGGAAACCGUUCCAAUUCGAAUACUGGAGAGAGAUCUUAAAUAUUUUUCUCCGGAGGAACAGACUCAGUUAUUGGAGAAAAAGAAAUCACUCAAGGAUGUGUUCCCUGCAUGUGACUGUAGGGGUAGAGAAAAUGGUCCUUGGUAUACGCAUCUAGGAUACGCAGAGAACCCACAAGAACUCAGGAAGCAAAUAGAAGAUAGGGUUGGGGAGUCAGGAGAUUCAAUCAGAUUUAUCCAGGUUCAACUUGCAGGAUACGAGGGAAAAUCUGCGGAACAGUGCCCAGUUCCAAAAUGGGUAGUUCGUCGAUCAAGCAAACUGGAAAAGUUUGUGGUCGUCUUCAAAACCAGACCUGGACAUGAAUGUAAAAGUGCUUGUAUUGUUGUGGCACUUCUUCAGUAUGAUGCUCUGGACAGUGGACUUAGUGCCCAGGCCUACUCUAGUAUAACUAGUAUUACAAAUGCAAAUAUAGGAACCGAAACCAAACGUGCCUGUGGAAUAAAUGCCGAAAGAACGUGUAGAUGUCAGGGAACUAACAGUUCUCUGGCUGGGCAAAGUUACACAUGGGGGUGUAGUAAUUCUAUUUAUAAUUAUGAUCUCUGCAAGUUCUCCCGAGCUCGAGACCCAGCUGAGGUUCGUCAGUUCAAGCUGGACAAUAAGCCUACGGAGCUAGAGGAGCAGCUCAAAUGUGUAAUCGACAAGGUCGCAGAUUCUGUCGCUGUAAAGCACAAGGUCCUAGCCCCAGAUUGCUAUAACAACAUGGCACUAUUUGGUAAUUAUGGUUGCCGAAUAGGCACAGGGAACGACCGGCCCUAUAGCGGAGUUACCACAGUCGUCGAUUUCUGCGCCCACGCGCACGAAGACAAAUCUAACAUGAUCGGCGGCUGUACUGCAAUUAUAACGCUUACUAAGCCGGAAUUGAGACAGGAUUUGAGAGGACCCAAUCCUGUUGGCGGAGGGAGUGGCGAUGCUAGGGUUAGGGAUGACGAUGAUGAACAACUUCACUGUCUUCCCCUCUAUCUACCCUGUGCUACAGAAGCAGAGCUGGAGGCUUCUGUAGCAGACGGAGGAAUAGAAAUAUUAAAUAAAUUUAAGAAAAAGGUGGUUGUUGGAUCCAAGACUAAAAGCUGCAAAGCUCAAAUGAGAGCACCAAAAAGUAAAGAAGUGGGAGAAGGUUCCCCACGGAAGAGAAUAAAGAGGGAGGAAUGGAUUACAACUAGUCCAGCUGAACAGUCUCCUUCCCAACCCCAGUCCCCAACACAGCAGGAGAAUGUCCAGGUUUAUGAGUCUGAUUGUCAUGAAGUGUUUGAAAGUCCUGAGAUGGGUGGGGUUGCCUUCUCCCUCCCUCAUGGCAGCAUGCUCUUGGAGGUGGCUAAACACGAGCUCCACGCCACAACUGCAUUGAAAAACCCAAACCGAUUACAUCCAACUAGGAUCGGUUUAGUUUUUUACCAACACUUUAAUCUUCACUUUAGCACACACGCCAAGGAUGUUUAUGUCGACAAACAGAUGAGCAGCCAUUAUCAGAAGUAUGUUGAUUGGUUAGCGGGAGAUUUUGCUCCAAUUGCUUGUCAGCUGAAAACACUUUCAGCUGUUGGUUUUGUUUUCCCGCCAAAUAUUCGACUGAAGAAUACAAAAGGGGAGAAAAUGUCGGAGAAGAACCGUUUUAAUCCUCAGGAAUUUCCCGGAUUUACUCCAGGGAGAAUUGUUGAUGGUGUUUUUACUCUGAUUAAUGGCUCACAAACUUCAGAGUCCCAAGCACGAGAACCUUUGCUGCAAUCACAAUCCGGGAAUUCUCCGACACAACAAUCAAUAAAUUGUCAACCUCAGCAGUUGCACGGGGAGCAAAUACAUUCUGAAAUGUUGUUUCCUGAUCUAAAUAAUUCAUUUCAUGAACAUCAUCUUUAUUCGCCACAAGCAGCCUCAGCCAUCCAUUCUCAGCCGUAGCUCUUGUUACACCUCUGUAGAAGCAUAAUGUUAACAUACUCCAAGUCCAAAGGAUGAUUGAUAAAAGUGAAAGUUUAUUCAAUCUUUUGUAGAAUUGAUGGGAAUUCGGAUUUAGAAAAAAACCUUUGGCCAUAUCUUAAAAUGGCUUUUAUAUCUUAUUUUAAGAUAGUCAAUUGCAUGCCAUAAAUAACCGUCACAAAGUAAUAUUUACUAGAAAGUGAUACUUUAUUAUUUUUAUUUACGAUAAAUUUUCAUAUAAUAAUAAUAUUAAUUAUUUUGACCCAGGCCUGCUAUGACGGACCUUUCAAAUAUUUAUUUUUAUUUUGUCAGCUCAAAUAAUCUCUUAUUUAAUGAAUUACAGCUACACCUCGAGUGUCAAUACAUUUGUUUGUGAUCUGAGAAAUACUAAAUUUUCUGAUUUUGUUUAUACAUUUCAUUCAUCCUAAGACUAAAUCUUUCCAAAAACAUUCAAAAUUAUAAAUUAUUUCUCGAAUAUUAUUAAAACUAUUAUUUAUAUUUAUUUAUUUAAAAGCUUGUUUACAUUUGUUGUUGUUUUGCAUAGUUCAAAUAAAAUUGUUAAAUUGUUGCUGCAGUAAAUAUGGUGGAUGUUACAGGGUGUCCCACGAAACAUGACAUUUAAAAGAUCGUUAUAUUUAGUUAAAACAUCCUUUUGCUUCAUUAUCUUUUACUUUGAAAUCAAUUUUAA
This is a messenger RNA of Eurytemora carolleeae, 3740 nucleotides long. RefSeq names its product methylcytosine dioxygenase TET2. NCBI's taxonomy places the organism in Eukaryota, Metazoa, Arthropoda, Copepoda, Calanoida, Temoridae. Gene Ontology annotation, cellular component: nucleus. The coding region runs from base 26 to 3034 and encodes 1002 amino acids. Gene Ontology annotation, biological process: oxidative demethylation; positive regulation of transcription by RNA polymerase II. The transcript has 14 exons. The record is from RefSeq and is a predicted model, not a curated record. Gene Ontology annotation, molecular function: DNA 5-methylcytosine dioxygenase activity.